AUGUCCAACCAUACCAGAGAAGAACUCAUCUACUUGGCCAAGAUCUCCGAAUAAACUGAAAGAUUCGAAGAUAUGCUUGAAAACAUGAAAUAGGUUGUUAAAAUUGAAUAAGAACUUUCCGUUGAAGAAAGAAACUUACUCUCUGUUGCUUAUAAGAACACCGUUGGUUCCAGAAGAACUGCCUGGAGAGCCAUCUCUUCCAUUGAACAAAAGGAAGAAUCUAAGGGUUCUAAGCACAUCAGCCUCCUUAAGGACUACAAGAAAAAGAUUGAAGGUGAACUCUCCAACUUCUGUAACGAUAUUCUUGAACUUUUGGACAACCACCUCAUUAGCAAGAGCAACUCUAACGAAGCUAAGGUCUUCUUCUUAAAGAUGAAGGGUGAUUACUACAGAUACAUCGCUGAAUACGCUUCUGGCAACACCCACGACGAAGCUGCCAACGGUGCCCUCCAAGCUUACAAGCAAGCUUCCGAUAUUGCCACCAAGGAAUUAAAUACCACUCACCCCAUCAGAUUAGGUUUGGCUCUUAACUUCUCCGUCUUCUACUACGAAGUUAUGAACGACCCCACCAAGGCCUGCAACUUAGCUAAGCAAGCUUUCGAUGAUGCCAUCGCUGACAUUGAACACAUCGAAGAAGACUAGUACAAGGAUGCCACCACCAUUAUGCAAUUAAUCAGAGAUAACCUCACCCUCUGGACCUCUGAACUCCAAAAUGACGACGAAGGUGGUGAUGCUCAAGUUGAAAACAUCUGA
Messenger RNA from Tetrahymena thermophila SB210, 753 nucleotides. Its product is annotated as tyrosine 3-monooxygenase/tryptophan 5-monooxygenase activation protein, epsilon protein. Gene Ontology annotation, biological process: signal transduction. The record is from RefSeq and is a predicted model, not a curated record. Gene Ontology annotation, cellular component: cytoplasm. NCBI's taxonomy places the organism in Eukaryota, Ciliophora, Oligohymenophorea, Hymenostomatida, Tetrahymenidae. The transcript has 2 exons.